This is a messenger RNA of Diorhabda carinulata, 4647 nucleotides long. RefSeq names its product anillin-like. The coding region runs from base 1747 to 3831 and encodes 694 amino acids. Gene Ontology annotation, biological process: mitotic cytokinesis; septin ring organization; actomyosin contractile ring assembly. Gene Ontology annotation, cellular component: actomyosin contractile ring. Lineage: Eukaryota; Metazoa; Arthropoda; Insecta; Coleoptera; Chrysomelidae. The transcript is spliced from 7 exons. The record is from RefSeq and is a predicted model, not a curated record.
GCUCUUUUAUGUUAAGACUGAAAUUACAAUAAAUUGUUUGUUCUGAAAAUCAUAUCAGUUAUUAUUUUCAAACCACGUAUUUUUCUUUAUUGUAGCAGAGCGUGGUUCUGUGGAAAUAACAGAAGACUGAAGGAAGUGAUUAUACAACUGUUAAAAUUAAGUUAAGUAAUUUGGAAGUUAUAAAACUUCAUCUUCAAAAUGGGUUCAAAUUUGUCUAAUUUGGAAAAACUAGUCGGAAGAGAAAAUUUUACCACUUGGAAAUUCACUAUGAAAAUAUAUUUACAGCAUGAGGAUUUGUGGUGUUGUAUCGAACCGUCUGAUAACAAACCAAUUGAAGCAAGUAAGGAUGUAAAGGCCAAAGCCAAGUUGAUUCUACUUCUGGACCCUCAAAAUUAUGUUCAUGUUCAAGAUUGUUCAACUGAAAAAGAGGUAUGGGAAUGUUUAUAACAAGCUUUUGAUGAUAAAGGACUCACACGAAGAGUUGGCUUACUAAAAGACUUGAUAAAUACUAAAUACUACAUUGGAAUCUAGUAAUAGUGUUGAAGAAUAUGUGAGCAAGAUCAUGAAUACUGCUCACAAGCUGUGUAACAUUGAUUUUGACGUAAACGAUGAAUGGGUUGGUACUUUGAUGCUGACAGGCUUACCAGAUGAAUACAAGCCCAUGAUUAUGGAGCUUGAAAGCUCGGGCAUUAAAAUAAGUGUUGAUUCAGUUAAGUCUAAGUUAAUACAAUAAAUUAGUACAUCAAAGUCAACAGUCUUUUAUACAAAUUAUAAGAAAUCCAGAAGUAAUACUCAGCAAGUUAAAAACAGAGGACCAAAAUGCUAUAAUUGCAAUAAAUAUGGUCAUUUUGCUAAACUAUGCAAACAACCAAAGAAGUUAGCAAAUAAAGGAGAAGGUUCAAGUUUUGUAGCUGCUUUCCCAGUAACUGUUAAACAAAAUGUGAGUGAUAAAUGGCUAAUAGACUCAGGAGCAUCUUUGCACAUGACUUGCAGAGAUGACUGGUUGUAUAAUGUCACUGAGCCAACUGUGAAAAGUGUUACUGUGGCAAACAGAGAGCCAUUAACUGUAAAAGGAGUUGGAUGUGUGGACAUUCAAAUAAAUCAGAAAGAUAAAAUACAAGUUAAAAAUGUACUGUUUGUUCCUGGUUUAGCUGGCAAUCUCCUUUCAGUCAGCACAAUCGUGAAGAAAGGGCAUAAUGUUAUAUUUUAUGACAAGGGAUGUGGCAUUCAGUAUGCUAAAGGAAAGGUUAUCUGUAAUGCAGUAUUAAAAAAUAACCUAUACGUUAUGAACAUAAGUGGAGAAGAGGUUCAUCUAACUUCAAUGACAUGAAUAACUAUGAAUUCUAAUGACACUUAUCUGUGGCAUCUGCGAAUGGGACACUUGAAUUUUUCAGAUAUUAAGAAACUGCCAAAUUGUGUUGAAGGUGUGCUUUGACUUCAGACAAAGGUAUUUGGCUACCCAUUAAAUUAGUAAUUGUGUAAAUGGAUAUUAAAUAAAAUUGUUUGUUUUGAUUUUAAUGAUUUCUAGUGGUUUCUGAAGAAACAACAGUUUAAUGUAAGAGUUACGAUGGUCAUCAAAUUUAUAUUGGACAUGCGUGUACUUUCUACAGGGAGUAAAUAAAAAGUAACUUCUAAUGAUGAAACGAAAUUGUAUAUUAUGCUUGGGUUUCCAGAAAACCCAUAUGAUUCUAGUAGAAAGCAGCUCCAUUUUUCAACAUUAGCCACAUAUCAAUUUUUCGAAUAUUGAUGGAAAAUAAAAUGCGUCCGUAUGAAAUGAUACCAACUCAGGAAGACUAUGUCGUUAGGAAUAAUGGUACAAAAGCAGUAAAAAAUAUGGAUAAUAUUGAUAUAUCUACCUCUCCAGGAAAAGGAAGCUCGUCAUUUAAAGAAUGUAAAACUAACGACAAAACAAACGUAUCUUAUAGAAACACUGAAAAUAACAAGGUAAAAGAAAAUUUGUUAUAUAAUAGAGCAGCUACAGUAGAUCGUAUACAAAUAAACAAGAAUAGACUAUCCACAUUAACUCUAAAUACUGAUAGUGAUGGUAGAUUUAUUCAAAAUAAUUUUGGGAACGAUGUCAAUCCAAAAGAAUCUCAUCAGGGAAGUAAAAAUAAACGCCCCAUAAUGGGAAAAACGGCCUUGUUGAGAAAUAGCAGUGUGGAAUCAAAUGAUUCUGCAAUCAUUCAAAGUAUUAUACUAAAUAAAUAUGAAAAUAUUUUAAAUUACUAUGUAAGUAGAAUGUACACACGCAGGAUUUCAAGAAUAAGUAAUAAUUCUGAAGAAGAAACAGUGGCAAAUACAAAUAGCGAUGAGUGUGGAUCAAUAAAUACAUUGGACGGAUAUUCGUUCAUAAAAAAAGAUUUAAUAGGAUCCGCUGAUUUUAAUAUCGAAUUUACACAAGAUAUCUCGAACGAUUCGAAUUCUUCUGAAGUAGAUGUUAUUUCUUCUUGUUCUGAAUACGACCCAAGAAGUUUUUUGGUCGAAGCACUUGGAGACGCAGCUAGUUUGAAUGAACUAAGUGCGUGUAACUGUGACUCAAACAUGGAAGCAUGUGAAGAAAGCAUUGGGACUUCAGGAAUAUCUUCUUUAUUAUCAACUACCUCUAUCGGAUCUUCUUUAAAACGAAUUUUGAAACGUAAUAAGUCAAAAUGGACGUCUCGUAGUGAUGUUACCAAAAAUGAAGAGAUUAUAUUUGAUGAAAAUAAGGAUUGUCCAUCGCCUGAAAAACCUAUUUCCACUCUGGAUCAAUAUAAGUUGGAAUUAUCAAAACAACAUUCUAUUAUAUUUCAAACGUCUAAAGCUCUCAGUUACUGUAAGAGUUCAAAGAACUUCAUCGUUGGAAGAGAACGAAUAGAAGCAGAAAGAAUUUUACUUAUUGCGACUAUAACAAAACAAGCACUCGUAAAUGAAAUAAAUGUAAUAGAAUUUGAAUCAUAUGUCUCAGCUGCCGAUAGUAGAUGCACAGGAGAAAUACUGUUAUCAGAUGUUACUUUCACUCAAAACAAAGAAACGACCUCGAAAAAAUUCACAGAUUGUCAAGAAUAUUUUAUAGUCGUUCUGAAAAGUGGAAAAUACGUUUUAGAUAGUGGGAUCAUUGAAGAUAUGGAUAGAACCGUUAGUGUACCAAAAACAUUCAAAUUUUCAAAAUUACAUCAAGAUUUCGACAUUACUAUUGCCGUCUACUCUUUACUAAUAGUUGAUGAAAACUGUGUAUAUCAGAAUGGUAAAUGCCCAUCUCCGAGAAGUAUCAUACGAUGCAACAAAAAUCUGAAAAGCAAUCCAAGGAAUACCUUUAUCCAAACAGAAAAUACUGCUUUCAAUCUAAUUGGUAAAUGCAACAUACGACAUUCAGACUUACGAAAAAUUAGUGAUGAUGGAAAUCUGCAUGUAAAAUGGGAUUAUAUUUGUUCCAAUAAUCCUCUUCAACCAUUCUUCGAUGUGAACGUCCAAUAUACUUAUAAAUUAACCAAUAAACUAACUGGAUUUCUCACAGUUGGAAUAGAAAACGGCGUAAUAACUUGGAAUAGAAGAUGGUGCAUAUUGGAUGGAUUUAUUUUACAAUACUGGAAUUACCCAUCUGAAGAAUCAACUGUUCCCAUUGACGUUGUAGAUUUGAGAUAUUGCACGGAACUCAAGAUAACAUUCGCCGAUAGAAGCGCUUGUGCUCGACCGAGAACACUGUAUUUGCCUUUGCGGGAUUAUCUAGAUAUUAAAAAAUAUUUUAUUUCUGCUGAUAAUUUAUCAGAUCUGAAAGCAUGGGAAAGUGAACUGAACUUCGUUGUUCAAUCACUUCUAAGUUGGAAUGGUUUGAAAAAUAAUAUGUAUUCCUAGAAAUUAUUUUUUUUAUUUACUGAUUAGUUGUGUUAUUUUGUUUGUUAAUAGAUUUCACUGUUUUUUAUAUAGUUUCAAAUACUGGAUUAGUUUUAUAUAUGGGAUAACUCCCAUAUACUUAUUACAUAUUAAACAUUUGAAACGAAGUGACACUAUGCGAUAAUUUGUAGAAAUUUUAUUCAUCUUAACAUAUUAACGACCGAAUUAUGAUUAUUUGGUAAAUAAUACAAAAAUGUUUUGAUUCGUAGUGUAUAGUGUAUCAGCUGUAAUACAGAGUUAUAGUUUUAGCGAAAACCAAUGGAUAUGAGAUAAAAGUCUUUACAUUUAUGAAACACUAGGAUAAUGUGCAACUUUUUAGAAUCAGAAUUGACAAAUUCACUUCGUUUAGGUGAAUAGAUUUUCAUAAGAAAUUAUAAUUUUUGACAAUCACAAUCUUGUAGAUAUUAUAUUUAGCAGCUCGUAGACUACCAUAUAUAUUGAAUCAAAUAUCGCUAUAGUCGUAAUACUAUCUUUAAGUUGCCUUUCAACAAUGUGAGUAAUAUUUUUGAAACAAAGCGUUAUCAGGAUGUAUUUGUUAACCAACAAAAUUGAGUUAUAAUGUAAUUUGAAACAAAAUUAUGAAACAUGGAUAUGAACUAUUGUACCAUUCAGAAAUAUUUUCAUUUUAAUUAAUAAAAACUUUUUGGCAUAGUAGCAUUAUCGUUUUUAAAGUGUGUUAUGUAAUAAAACGUUUAUUAUACAAUCUGUUAUUUUUUAUUUAGGGUUAUUUGUGACUCAAUACGAUUAGUUGUUUGUAUCAAAUAAAGAACUUUUGAC